AUGAGUCUCGAGUGGGAUUCACCACUGCUGAAGGCAUAUGAGCCACCUGUGCCUCCAUCAGCUUUUUCGACACUGGCAGUAUCGCUGCUCACCGCUGGCUUUGCGGUUGGGUCACUGUUUUUCAUACUUUUAUAUGACGGGAUGAACGGCGCGCUGGGCUGCACGGCGGACUUGGCCUGGGCUGUAGACGGAGAUGGGUCGCUAUAUGACCGGGUUCUCACAAAACAGAACAUCGACAGGAACCAAGUCAACGCCACGAAAUACACGAGGAGUAUAAGGCAAGACAUCUUGUUGGCAGUGCCAGCAUCGUUACUAUUUGGUUUCAGUCUUACCUAUCGAAAAAGAGCAAAAGCUAACUGGGGCGCUGUCUUCACAGGUUUCGGCGUUGUGUUCCUUUUCCUGGCCAUUGGGGUAUACUUGUGA
Messenger RNA from Fimicolochytrium jonesii, 423 nucleotides. RefSeq lists its product as uncharacterized. Gene Ontology annotation, biological process: protein N-linked glycosylation. The transcript has 4 exons. Lineage: Eukaryota; Fungi; Chytridiomycota; Chytridiomycetes; Spizellomycetales; Powellomycetaceae. The record is from RefSeq and is a predicted model, not a curated record. The coding region runs from base 1 to 423 and encodes 140 amino acids. Gene Ontology annotation, cellular component: membrane-bounded organelle.